Vespula pensylvanica (western yellowjacket) is the source of this 2922-nucleotide messenger RNA. RefSeq names its product divergent protein kinase domain 1C (gene aln). The record is from RefSeq and is a predicted model, not a curated record. Lineage: Eukaryota; Metazoa; Arthropoda; Insecta; Hymenoptera; Vespidae. The coding region runs from base 1122 to 2351 and encodes 409 amino acids. The transcript has 5 exons.
AGAGAGAGAAACAGGAAAAACGUCGCAGCAGCACCGCGUUAAAAUGCGUCGGUUGUGAAAAUGAUGAAGAUGAAUCUCUCGUGGCACAACCGGUGGGACAAGGGCGACGAAGGUCGCAGCUGCGCGUGACGUCGCGUCGCAAGUGCGUCCUCUCUUGAGAAAGAGAGAGAGAGAGAGAAAGAGCUUCCCGGCGCGAGAUUUCAAAUCCGACGCAUUUUCCCGCGCUACAUACUUUAUCGAUCCAAUACGAUUACAUACGAUUCACAACGAUUACAAACGAAGAACGGCCGAGUUGGUAAACUUCGAGAAUUUUAAAGAGUCCCACGUUUACGUUCGCAGUUAUCGACUGAUAUCGAGCGAGGGGAGCGACUAGUCGAUCGGUCGCAUGACCGAUACGGAGGAAUCGCUUUUAUUUUCGGUAUAAUACGAUUAAGCAUUAUCGACGAUAACUUUCAAUCGGGUAUAAUUAUUUCGACAGAGAGACUUCGAGUCGUUGAAAAUUAAACACAAAUUAUAAGGGAGUUAUGAUUAAACAACGAGUAAGAGGGGUAACGUGGAAGGGGAUGUACGAGCCUGAAAUGAACGAGCCAAUCGGUAGGAGACAUCGGUACCCUCAGUAUGCCACGAGAGGCGCUUCAGACAAUACGUAGUGGCGCGCCGUAUUGCGCGGUACGAGGCGGAGGGAUUCAUGUCGCAGAAUAUGCCGCAUUGCCACGAGUAGCGUUCGCUCGCUCUCUAUCUCUCCCCCCUCUCUCUCUCGCUCUCGCUCUCGCUCUCGCUCUCGCUCUCGCUCUCCUCGCUCACUCUUUCUCUAUCUUUCUUUUUCUAAUUCUCCCACGCUCUAUUAUACGGAAAGGGGUAAAUUCGUGCGUGCAAGAAGAAAACACGCGCGCGCUACCACUGCCAGUUAGGAAAGGGGAUCAUUGACGUCGCGAAUUCGACAUGAGAAAUGCCGACAGAGACGACGACGAGGACGGCGAUAGCGCUUGAAAUUCUUCGUGUACAGCGAAAAACUAGGUGUCUUCCUCGCGAACGUCUCGCCGAGCCAAAUACCACCACCGCCGUUCAUUCGUUCUUGUUAAUAAUAAAUAAUAAGGAAAGAGAAAACGGAUCGGUUCACAAUGAACAUCCGGCGAUUGCCCGGUUUCUUUUAUCACUACAAGAUGCUCGGUGGUCUCCUCGUAUCGGCUUUCCUGUUUGUCAUCUAUCUUCUUUUUCACUGGGGUAUUAUGUGCACGAACCUGGAAGCUUGGCGACACGUUAUCAGCGCGUGCAGAACUCACAACGAUGGCACGGCGAUGGGAAUUUUGUGUGAACCACUUUGCUCGGAGAAGGGUAUACAUUCUUUGGCCUGUGAAACUUUGCAUACCGGCAAGGAAGCAGUAUUUUCUGCUCACUGGGAAGCGACUAGACUUGUAUUUAAAGCUUACAGAACGAAAUCUUCCUCGGAAGAGUAUGAAUCUCUUUUUUGGGUCGACACGUUCGAUGAGAAACAUUUCCCCACGGAAGAAGAUUUCGGAACGAUGAUCAAAGAUCUUGUAGUGAAUAAGUUAAAUUACACGGUAUCGACGCAACAGAUGCAAAGGCUCGCGCGUUUGCGUACCCACAAGAUCGAGGUUGACACCAAGAGGCGUCAACUCGAGAUGGAAAACGUUUGGCCACUUUUACAGGAAAACGAAUAUCUCAUAACUAUUUUAUUCGAAGAUCGUGACGUUUUCCCACAACUGAUCGGCACGUGCGGGACUUUCUAUGCCGUUGAAUACGUCAGACCUAUAGAAACUCCAACGACGACAUUGGCACUCUCCGACUCGAAGCCAGAAUGGGCAAAGAGAUUGAAGCUCGCCGUCAUGAUUAUGGACCUGCUGGAGGAACUUGAGACGAAUUUUCCGGAACCGUUUCAUCUUUGCGACGUCAAGAUAAACCACUUUGGUUUGCCUCUCGGCGGGCAGAAGCUCAAAUUUCUCGACUUGGACGCGGUCUUUCCUAAGAGCAUUAUCGGCCGUAUCACCGCGGAUGGGAAGGCCUGUAAGAGACACGAGGAUUGUGAUUUCUUCGAUUGUAGAUCGUUAUGUUCGAAGAACGAACGAUGCGAAUCGCCGGUCGUUAAUAAUAACCUACAGAUUAUAUGCGAAAAAAUCUUUCUUGGCUGGACCCUAUCAGGAACUAUCAUUCUACCUGGUUUACUGAUGUCGGAACAUACCACUAGUUCGCUCGCUGUCCUUUUGCGACAGUGCGCCAAUCCAACCGGUGAUAUCACUCAUUUGCCACGAGCAUAUGUACCGGAUAAUUUAAAAACACGACUGUACAAUACGUUGAACGAUAUGGAACAGGAAAUCUCCGCAUCUUUGUGAACUCGAUCGAAUUGGGAAGGGUGUCUUUGAAAGAAAAGGGCACGCACAUUACUUUCGCAAUUUCUUUUCUAAUAGAGAAAUUAUCGAUAAUAUUAUAUUAUAUAAUAUGACAACGAGUCGUUUUAGGAAAGAACAAAUAUCGGUCCACGAUUUGUUAUUUUAAAUAUACCUACUGAAUUAUAGAAUAUAGAUACAUACGAACAUUGCUUGUCGCGUAGCUAAUCGCCUUUUAUAUUUAGCAUAUUGAAUUGUACAAUCCUUUUUCAGGAUAUACCUUAAUAGGUAUGAAGUAAAUAGAUUUCGACACGCAGAGAGAUUAACAAUAUGUAUUAACUUUAACGAGGGGAUGUAGCUAUAACAUAUUUGCUACGAAAGUAAACAGUCUUUCAAUGAAACCUAUAACACUCGAAAUGGCACUAAUUCAAAAUGAUUGUGAUUGGCGAUAAAUAAAAUCGUAAAUCGCUUUUGGUGAAUACUAUACUGAGAAUCAUCAAUCACGUUUUGAUUAAGAACGUUUUCUUCCUAUAUAUUUUUCUUGAAAUAAUUAAAUACCUGUUUCUUGAAAAAAAAA